Messenger RNA from Hyposmocoma kahamanoa, 5703 nucleotides. Its product is annotated as probable serine/threonine-protein kinase DDB_G0278845. Lineage: Eukaryota; Metazoa; Arthropoda; Insecta; Lepidoptera; Cosmopterigidae. Bases 54 to 4817 code for a protein of 1587 amino acids. Gene Ontology annotation, molecular function: ATP binding; protein serine/threonine kinase activity. Gene Ontology annotation, biological process: protein phosphorylation. The transcript is spliced from 10 exons. The record is from RefSeq and is a predicted model, not a curated record.
AGUUCGCGCCGCGCCGUCCCGAUCUCGGCUGCCAAGCGCGUCGCGCCGGAAUCAUGCCUCUGUUCUCAGAGCAUAUCGCUAACAUAUAUUAUGGUGGUUCCCCGUCAUACAGUGCACCUUAUAGUAGUUACUCCAGUUCAGUGUCACCCCUUGGAUCUUCAUACAGUGCAUCGUACCUCAACCCCGGUGGAAACUACAGUACUCACUCUUCUCUAGGUGGAUACUCGCGGCCUCCGCUCUCCGGAAGAUGGGUAACCAGCAGUGGUCGAAAUUAUGCACCCUUACUCAGCACCAUUUCCGAAAGGGGCACAGCCAGUCCUGUAAGAAUAGGUAGCCCGCGAAGAAUACCAAUUACAAGUAGAUCAUACCCGACUCCUAGUUACACGCCGCGGCCUAUCAAUAUCAACACUGCUGAUAUUGACGUGUCCAAAGAUAGAUACAGAAAUAAAAUUGAGAGCGAAACCCCUCCCGCUCCAUCCAUGGAACCGUCGCUUUCUAUAAAUGAUAACGGACCGUUUAUGCCACGAGUGGAUGGUAAACCAGAAACUGGCAUUGAUUCCUCACCGGGUUUGCAACGAAGUACAAUAAAACGUGGUCGAACGGUAGUAAGGCUUCAUACUCUAAAGAGGAAGGAAAGGGAAUCACCUCGAAAGCCACAAGGUGAAUCAACUCAAGAAGAAAAUGUUACUAAUAUCAAUGACACAGAUGCAGUGUCUAAAGACGACAUACUCCAAGAUGAGGAAGAGCCUUGGCGAUGGAGAGAUAAACUUUCAGAUGAUCUAAUUUAUAAAGAUAAAAGGGAAAAGAAAUCCCUAGGUGACAAACUAAAAGAAAAAUUUAUACUUAAAGACAGAAACGAAGACUCCACAUCAGCCGUUGAUAAAAACAAAUCAAAACAAGAUAAUUUAAAUGAUUUACCUGUGUCUUCAUUACCCGUUACCUAUCCAACUCUAAACCGUUCGCCAGAUAGGCGGUGCUCUAUAGAAAUGCUGGCUGAGCAAGCAAACUUAUUAGAUUCAUUAAUAAGGGGUGAGAAUCUUAGUACAGCUACUUUAGAUUUAACUAAAGUUGGUUUAUCUGAUGAGGACAAAAGUAAUUUCGAGCGACAACCGUCGGUUAAAAGAAGAAAGUCGAGCAGUGCGGAUAACCCAUUGCAGACAACGAAGUCUGACCAUUCAUUGCACGAGACUAUGAAAUCAUUCAAAGAUCAUAAAGAGCCAAAACAGUUCUCAAAAAGACGAAGUUUAAAGAAAUCUUCUUCGGGUAGUAGUAUUUGUCGGUUAGAUUCUAUUACAGAAUUUCCGAGGGAACUAUCGGCUAUCGAAGAAAGUAGACUAUCGAUAAAACGUGACAGUGAAAAAGCUAAAUCAAAUCCUAAAAUAAAGGCGAUUAUCACAUCUACAUCGGUGGAGGUAUCAGAGUCAAAAAAUCCGUUAAAAUUUAAAGUCGAAGACGUAACCGUAGAAGAGAAGCCGAGGACGCCCAAAAAAGAGAUAUCUUUUACUGCAAUUGUAGAAGAACCACCAGUGCCGAAUGAAGCGGGUGCUGAAAUAGAAAAUAAUAAAAACAUAUCUGAAUCUUUGUCAGAUACAAGGCAAGACAGUGACGUCGUUUCUUCGGAACCCGACGAAGGAAACUUUUGGGACAAAAUAGGUAAAAGAGAAACUGUUUAUUUGCGUAAUAGGCGGCAAUUAUUAGAAGAUUCUAAACAAAAGAACAGACGAGCUUUCUUGUGGUUUCCUGAAGAAGACGAAUAUGGACGCACCGACGAAGUAGACACUAGCAACAAAGACGAGAAUAAUAUAGUGUCUAGAGGAAAACCUAUAAGUAACGAUGAAAUAAAAGACAACCCUCUUACUAAAGUAGAACUCAUACCUAAAUUAGAAAUGAAUGAUUUUGCACAAAAAAAUAGUGACCUUAAAAAGCUUGAGUCAGAAAAAGAUGAAUUGAUUUCUCCUGUUUCAGAUACAAUCAAAAUACAAGAAAAGCUGAUGUAUAACAAGACAAAUGACAUAACAAGUGAAUUCGAGAAUAAUUCACCUAAACAACCUCUUCUUAGUUCUUAUGUCAAUACAGCAGGAAAAAACAUUGUUCAAAUAAAGGAGACGCACAAAGAAACCGAAAUUAAAUCUAAAAUAAAAGAUUUAUCUAAAGCACUUGAAACUGAACCAAACACACAAGAAAACGUUGUUAAGCCAACAGAUGCAGAGAACAGUAAAAUAGAAUCUAAAGAUAUUCACGACGGAACUAAACAUAAAAUACAAGAAAAUAUUAAACCAACAAAUAUAAUCCAAAACAAGAUAGAGUCAAAAGAUGUUCAUGAAGUUCAUGAAGAAAUUAAACCUAAAACUCAAGAGAAUAUUACUAAACCAAUAGAUUUCAUCAAAGACAAGACAGAGUCUAAAGAUGUUUAUCAUGGAAUGAACCCCAAAAUACAAGAGAACGUUACUAAACUUGCUAUCAAAGACAAAACAGAAUCUAAAAAUCAUGAUAGUCAAGAUAAAAAAGAAAGUAAAGAAAAAACUGAGAAAGUAAUAUCUAAGCACGUUUCACUUGAAAAAAAAUCCAGUGACAAGAUUAAAGAAAAACCUACAGCAGUAAAAAAUAACAAGGUUGAAGACAGAAAUAAUGUUAAGGCUGGAAGUGGUGAAAAGAAAAUAGUCAAUGAUGACAAAACAAGUAAAGUUGUUUCAUCUAAAGGAACAAUACUAGAAAAGUGCAUAUUAGAGGAUGUUUGUAAGGAAUGUGGCAAAAUUGUGGAUCCAGUAAGUUUGUCAAAUGAAAAGAUAUCAGAGUCAGAAAAUAAAGUUAAAAUACCUUCGUCAAAACAGCCACGAACAAACAGUGAUAAAAUUAAAAUAACUUCAAAUAUACCAUUUUCUGGAUAUAACAAAAAAUCUAUUAUAAAAAAACAGCGAACUAAUGUUGAAGAAGAACCAUCUAUAUCAAAAGAAGAUAUCUUUACUGACAAUAAAACAACAUCUGAAGAAAGAAAGGAAGUAAAUCAAGAUAAAGUAGAAGACAGUAAAUAUUCUAUAGAAGAAGUCAACAAAGAAACAGCACCUAGCAUACCAAUAAUCGUACAAUCAGAAAACAUUCCAAUACCAAACAAUGACGUUAAAACUGAACCUGUACAGGAACAGAAACCAGAAGGAGAGGAUAAAAAGGCUGAAAAUGUUUCACAAAAGGCGCAGAGCAAAGAUAUAAUUGAACAACCAUCGCCAGUUUCAAUUGUGAAAUUACCAUCUCCAAGGCGACCUGUUAAGAACGAGCCUGCUUUACGCCCACUCAUAGCGACUCCGCGUCCGCUUUUAAAGAGGACCCCUCAGGUGAUACAUUCAUCAAGUUCUUCAGAUUCAUCUUCUGAAGAAGAAGACUCUUCGGAUGAUGAUGACGCGGAUGAGUCUGACGCUAGUGAAGACUCUGCAGAAUUCUUCGAAUGUGAAAAUAAUACUGACGGGAGGACUUCAACGGGAUCCAACGACUCCGGAUUCGACUCUUCUGCUCCGACGUCGCCCUUGAAUUUCUCAAGCAUAAAGAAAGACUGCGAUGUGAACUGCCACCGAAAAUGUGAAAAAUUGACAGCGAACCUGUGCGGAGUGAACCAACGUCUUCUAGUGGAAGCUUUGGCAUCUAGAACAUCUUCUAAAGAGAAAGGUGGUGACGCAGCGGGGCCAUCGACUGGCACUCCUGUGCAAAACGCUCACGCCGACAUCAUAGAACAAGAACUUGAACAAUCGACGGCAUAUGAUUUGUUCCGGAAAACCGGUCGAUUCACGCCCCCCGCAAGGUCUAUCCCACGCUUCCGGAAGUACACGAUAGAGGACUUCCAUUUCGUCAAGGUGUUGGGAAAGGGCAGCUUCGGGAAGGUACUGCUAGCCGAGCUCCGCGAUACAGAGUAUUACUACGCGGUAAAAUGUUUGAAGAAAGAUGUGGUGUUAGAAGAUGAUGACGUAGAAUGUACUUUAAUUGAGAGGAAAGUCCUCGCCCUUGGCACUAAUCACCCGUACUUGUGCCAUUUGUUUGCGACUUUCCAGACAGAUUCUCACCUGUUCUUUGUGAUGGAGUACUUGAAUGGCGGAGAUUUGAUGUUCCACAUUCAGCAAAGCGGUCGGUUCCCUGAAGCGCGUGCCCGACUUUAUGCAGCAGAAAUUGUAUCUGGGCUUAAGUUCCUGCACAAAAGAGGAAUUAUCUAUAGAGAUCUUAAGUUAGACAACAUUUUAUUAGACUAUGAGGGUCACGUGAGGAUAGCUGACUUUGGUAUGUGCAAGUUACAAAUAUACUUGGAUAAAACCGCCGACACUUUCUGUGGUACUCCGGAUUAUAUGGCACCUGAGAUAAUCAAAGGACUUAAAUACAACCAAGGAGUGGAUUGGUGGUCUUUUGGAGUAUUAUUAUACGAGAUGCUGAUUGGACAGAGUCCUUUCAGCGGAUGUGACGAAGAUGAGCUCUUCUGGUCUAUCUGUAACGAGAUGCCGUCCUACCCGCGGUUCCUGUCGCAGGAAGCUUUGACCAUCUUGACAAGGUUGUUGGACAAAGAUGCACAGACGCGACUGGGCGGCGCAGAAUGCAUGUACGGCGACAUUCGAGAUCAAGAUUUCUUCCGACCCAUUCAUUGGGAUAGGCUUGAGAGACGAGAACUUGAAGCGCCUUUCAAACCCCGUGUGAGACACCCAAUGGACACACAAUACUUCGACCGAGUCUUCACUGGAGAGAAACCUCGACUUACUGCAGUUGAACCUCAGGUGCUUCGGUCUAUGGAUCAGCAACCUUUCAGGGGUUUCUCUUACACCAACCCCAAUGCCACAGAUCGUUAAGAAAAUUUAAAUAUAACUGUGGUAGUACAAUUUCGAUACGACUAUAAAAGGUGAGAGGUGCCAAGCCAUUACUCGAUUUAAAAGUGGGGCUGUCUAACUCUUAUUUUAUUGGUAGAUAUAUUCCAAUAGAAAAGUCGUUAACGUUCAAUUGGUCCGCUACGUAGAAGAUGAGAGAAGAGAGAGUUAGCGGUAUUGGGAAAGUGAAAAGUUAAGAAGGCAAAACGUAAUGGAAUUUUAUAAACUAUAAAUGCAAAAUGAUUACUUUAAUGACGAAUUUGUAACGGCUUUUAAUAAGCGAAAAUAAUUUACUUUGAUUUGAAAUGGUUUAAAAUAUGAAAUGAACAUCAAAUGUAUAACAAAUGCAUAUCAAUUAAUUAAUUAUUAAAGAUAAUUUGCAAUAUGUGUCUGGUACACAUUUUUUUAGAAUUAGUGAAGUAUUGUUGUUAAUUAGAUUUACAAGCGCCUCUUGGAGUUAAAUUCUUAUAUUUAUGAAUAAUGAUGUUUUAUUCAUGAUCAAAAUUGAAUAAAUUUACAUCUAGAUUAGUAAAACUCAAGGAAAUUUUUUCUGUACAGUAAAUUAAAAAAUAAUUUAUGUACAGAGUCGGUUUUAUUUCCUGUUUUGUUAUUGGAAUGUGACAAUUCAUGUAUGUAUUUCUACUAUUCUUUCAACGUACUCGCGCCUACUCUGUAGGUAACAUAUCUUUUAAAAAAGAUAGGAAAGGGAAUUUUUAUUUUCUAUUUCAUUUUAUUUCUUACUUUUCAAAAAGGUCUGGUUUAGAUAUAACAUUAUUUUGUAACAAUUCCAAAGUACAAUGUGAAUCUCAGUUGUCGAUCUAUUGUUAAUAUUUAUUAAAUUUUGUCUUUUGAUUACUAUUAAAAUGUAAAU